GCGCGCUGCGGGCGCUGGUGCGAGACAGCUGGCGCUGGGAGCAGCGGAGUGGCCGGAGGCGCCGCGAGCUGUGCUGCAGGGAGACGCUGCAGCUGCCACCCCUGCACAGAAGGAACCUCUGCUGCCCACCCUUCCUCUCUUUUGGAAAUGGCCGGUGAAAUCACAGAGACCGGGGAGCUCUAUUCUCCCUACGUUGGACUGGUGUACAUGUUUAAUCUCAUCGUGGGCACAGGUGCGCUCACCAUGCCCAAAGCCUUCGCCACAGCCGGGUGGCUUGUCAGCCUCGUCCUGCUGGUGUUCCUGGGCUUCAUGAGCUUUGUAACGACCACCUUUGUGAUGGAGGCCAUGGCAGCCGCCAAUGCGCAGCUCCGCUGGAAGAGGAUGGAAAACCACAAGGAGGAGGAAGGUGACGACUCCUCAUCAGACUCAGACAGUGAUGUUCUCAUCCAGGACAACUAUGAGCGGGCAGAGAAGCUGCCCAUCCUAUCUGUGCAGAGACGUGGAUCUCCCAACCUUUUUGAAAUCACAGACCGGGUGGAAAUGGGACAGAUGGCAUCCAUGUUCUUCAGUAAAGUGGGUGUCAACUUGUUCUAUUUCUGCAUCAUUGUUUACCUGUAUGGGGACCUGGCCAUCUAUGCUGCAGCCGUGCCCUUCUCCCUCAUGCAGGUGACCUGCAGCAUCACUGGCAACGACUCCUGUGGCGUGGAGGCAGACACCAAACACAACGACACCGACCUGUGCUGGGGGCCCCUGCGCCGAGUGGACGCCUACCGCAUCUUCCUGGCUGUCUUCACUCUCCUCCUCGGACCUUUCACCUUCUUUGACGUGCAGAAGACCAAGUACCUACAGAUCCUCACCUCUCUCAUGAGAUGGAUCGCUUUCAUCAUCAUGAUCGUGCUGGCACUGGUUCGCAUCGGGCACGGGCAAGGGGAGGGUCACCCGCCCCUGGCCGACCUCUCAGGGGUCCGGAACCUGUUUGGGGUGUGCGUCUACUCCUUCAUGUGCCAGCACUCCCUGCCGUCCCUCGUCACCCCCGUCUCCUCCAAGCGCCACCUCACACGGCUGGUGUUUCUGGACUACGUACUGAUCCUGGCCUUCUACAGCCUCCUCUCCUUCACUGCCAUUUUCUGCUUCCGUGGCGACAGCCUCAUGGACAUGUAUACCCUCAACUUCGCGCGCUGCGACAUCGUGGGCCUGGCUGCUGUCCGCUUCUUCCUGGGCCUCUUCCCUGUCUUUACCAUCAGCACCAACUUCCCCAUCAUUGCCGUGACCCUGCGCAACAACUGGAAGACACUCUUCCACCGCGAGGGUGGCACGUACCCGUGGGUGGUGGACCGCGUCGUGUUUCCCACCAUCACCCUGGUGCCCCCCGUGCUGGUGGCCUUUUGCACCCACGACCUGGAGUCCCUGGUGGGCAUCACAGGAGCCUAUGCCGGCACCGGCAUCCAGUACGUCAUCCCUGCCUUCCUGGUGUUCCACUGCCGCAAGGACACCCAACUGGCCUUUGGCUACGGAACCGUCAACAAGCACCAGUCCCCGUUCCGCCACACCUUCUGGGUGGGCUUCGUGCUGCUCUGGGCUUUCUCAUGCUUCAUCUUUGUCACGGCCAACAUUGUCCUCAGCGAGACCAAGCUCUGAUGGCAGCCACCUCCCCACCUGCAGAGCCAAGAUUCAGUUGCCUCCCUGGUCCUCACGGGGCAGGUGAGGCAGGGCUCUCAGAGGGGACCCUCUGUGUCUCCAGCUGCGGGUCUUGUCCCCGCCCAAGACUCCACCCAGUCUGCACCUGGCCUCACUCACCAGGGCAGCGCUCCUCCCAGGUCCUCCUGCCUGGGGUGGCGUGCGGCUGCUCCCAGAUUCCAGGACUCGUUACCAGAAUCACCCCCUCUGUUUUACAACAUGCUCCAAUCCCCCCACCACCACCACCCCACGGCCAGAGCAGGCCCGUUCCUCUGUGUGGUGGGAGACGCGGUGCUGGCACUGCUGCUAUUUAUACUAGAGCCUUUGUCCCCUCGUCCUGCCUCCCCGGCCCCUCCUGCGUCCUUGCCUGGGAAAUGCUCCACUAGCAGCUGCUGCCUCAUCAGAGGUGAAUCCCAGGCCCUAACCAUCCUAACCCAGCUGCCUGUGAGGGCAGGGCCCACCUUCCGCACCAGGCCUGGGAGUCGCUAAGUGCCACUCCUAGGGGAGGACCUGGAGAACGGGAAGUGCUAAUUGGCACCAGGGCCCUGGACCAGAGCUGUGAUGGCCCUUGCUGUGGGCGCCAGCUCUGGAGCAGCAGGCUGGAUGCCAUGUCCCUUCCACAUGGGGACACAGCAGCCUGUAAGCUGGGCUUAAAGCCCGGAGCUUGUCAUCUCCAAGAGGCACCCUCUGCUACCCUGGCUGCCCCGCCAGGGCUCCCAGGGCCUCCUGCAGUGUUGAGGAAAGCUGCACCCACCUGCCACCCUCAGUGGCUUGGGAGCGCCCUGGGCAUGUGGCAGUGCGAGAGACCCGUGGUUCCCACCCUCCAGGAGGCCAGGCCUGCAGGGCAGCAGCCUGGCUCGGCCACCCUGCUCCUGCUCCAACACUAAAAGCAGCUCCCGUUAGAACUGGGCCGUGGGUGCUCAGUGUUCACGCUCUCCAUGUCCCUUGGAUGACACGGGGUUGGAUGGGGCACUGCUGCCAUUCCCGUGGAAGAAGACCAGGUUCCCAGCCAUCUCCCACUCAAUCAUGCAUGCGCCUGCGGGGCCGGCCUCUGUGGGCACACAGGUGACUUACUGAACUCUUCAUUUCAAUGUGCCUUCUCCUGCUUCAGGACCUGGGGGUCCUUCCUCACACUCCCUGGCUUGCCCCCAGCCCUGGGUCUGGUACCACAGUCCCAGAGCCCAGAGCAGCUUGCCUCGGAGCUGCCUCUGGCAGGGGUCUCAGGCCCCUGCCCCUCUGUCUUUUGAUUUCAGUGCCUUGCUCGGCCCUCGUGAGGGAAUCUUUGUUGCCUCCUUCCCCCUGUGUCUCACCUUCUUCAGGCCUUGGACAAAGCAAUGGUGCCGGGUCUCCUGUGGCCCAAGGUGAUCUCAGGGCCGGGCUGUGUGUGGGGCGUCUGCGGGCAGAACAACAGGUGCAGCCCGUGAGAAGCCCUGGCUCGUAAUCGGCCUCAACCUGCGCUCUCGCUGUUCACACAUCAGCGGUCUCACAGCUUGUCCCCACACACCGUCCUUUUCCAUCCAGGUGAAAAAUGAACACCCCUUCCCCAUCUGCCACUGUGGCUUCUUCUCAGGAGGCCCUGCCCUGGCAUGGGCAGAGCCCGGAGAGCACCACAGUGCUGAGGCCGAAGAUAGCGAGGACCUGGUCCAUCCCCCUGUGGCCCGGGCCCUCCCUGGAGCUACCUGGCUGUUUGCUGAAAACUCAAUUAAAACAUCUGUACUUA
Galeopterus variegatus (Sunda flying lemur) is the source of this 3397-nucleotide messenger RNA. It is a transcript of the gene SLC38A12, whose product is annotated as transmembrane protein 104. The transcript is spliced from 11 exons. Lineage: Eukaryota; Metazoa; Chordata; Mammalia; Dermoptera; Cynocephalidae. The record is from RefSeq and is a predicted model, not a curated record. The coding region runs from base 148 to 1638 and encodes 496 amino acids.